CAUCGUCCACCCUAACAACCUCCAUCAAACCAACCAUGUCCCAGCCCAAACAGUCCCCAACCCUCCUCCUAGCCCCAGGCUCCUGGCACACCCCAGCAAGCCUGAUCUACCUCCAAACCGCCCUCCAAAAAGCCGGCUACCCAGCGCAAACAAUCGCCCACCCCACCAACGGCGCCGACCCGCCCACCAAAACCCUCACCGACGACACCACCAACCUCCGCCACACCCUCUCCCAUCUCAUCGAGAAAGAGGGCAAAGACGUCGUCCUAAUUGCCCAUUCCUACGGCGGCCUCGUUAUCUCCAACGCAGCCGAAGGUUUCGGGAAGAAAGAUCGUGGCAAGCAGGGUCUGCAAGGCGGGAUUGUGCUUAUGGUUUAUAUGACUGCAUUCUUGGUGCCGAAGGGCAAAAGUCUAUUUGAGGUUUUGGGGGAGUAUAGACCUGCGAAUAUGGUUUUGGAAGGCUCAUACUGCCACGCAACCUCCGCCAAAGAAUCCUUUUACCAUGAUCUCUCACCUGAGAUGCUGGCAGAAGCAGAGGCGCAGUUAACGCAUACUUGCAUUGGGGCGUAUACGGAGAGUGUCAAUUACGAGCCCUGGCGCGAUAUUCCCUGUGCUUAUAUCUUCUGUGAGGAGGAUCGGGCACUGGGGGUGCCUGUUCAGGAGAUGUUGGUUGAGAUGAUGAGAGGGAGUGCCCCUUUUCCAGUUCUGACGGGGACGUUGAGGGCUUCGCAUUCGCCGUUUUAUAGUAUGCCUGUGGAGACGGCAGAGGUGAUAAGAUAUUUUGUUCGGGAAGUUGAGGGGGUUUAGUAGGGGUUUGUAUUUUUUUUUCUGUUGCUUUGGUUAUGGUUUCCAUUGAUUUGUCGGUUAGUUAGUAGUAUACUUAUGGUUAUGAACUUUGUGUGUUUACAUAUGCUCAAGGUUAAAAAAUGUUUGUAUUCUCGCUGGUU
This is a messenger RNA of Aspergillus caelatus, 946 nucleotides long. RefSeq names its product alpha/beta hydrolase. The record is from RefSeq and is a predicted model, not a curated record. The transcript is spliced from 2 exons. Lineage: Eukaryota; Fungi; Ascomycota; Eurotiomycetes; Eurotiales; Aspergillaceae. Bases 36 to 806 code for a protein of 256 amino acids.